Messenger RNA from Debaryomyces fabryi, 747 nucleotides. RefSeq lists its product as uncharacterized. The transcript has a single exon. Lineage: Eukaryota; Fungi; Ascomycota; Pichiomycetes; Serinales; Debaryomycetaceae. Gene Ontology annotation, cellular component: intracellular anatomical structure. The record is from RefSeq and is a predicted model, not a curated record. Gene Ontology annotation, molecular function: pyridoxal phosphate binding. The coding region runs from base 1 to 747 and encodes 248 amino acids.
AUGUCUACAUUCCCUCAACCAACCGAAGUUAGACAAGAAGAAAUCUGCAGUGCUUAUGAUAAAAUUUCAGAGCAAGUCAAUAGUCUCUCAGCUGAACACUCUAAAACACCAGUACGUUUAGUUGCUGUUUCCAAAUUGAAGCCAUCUAGUGACAUCAUGGCGUUAUAUAAUCAUGGGGUACGUCAUUUUGGAGAAAAUUACGUUCAGGAGUUGAUAGCAAAAUCUCAGGAAUUACCUAAGGACAUCAAAUGGCAUUUUAUUGGUGGUUUACAGACCGGUAAAUGUAAAGAUUUAAGUAAGGGAGUUGAAAAUUUAUAUGCUGUGGAGGCCAUUGAUUCGCUAAAGAAGUGCAAGAAAUUGGAAUCAUGUAGAAAGAAUGCUGAGGGUAAAAGCAUUAACAUUUACCUCCAGGUAAACACCUCAGGCGAAGACCAAAAGUCAGGAUACUCUUUAGAGAAUCUUGAUGAAUUGCACGAAACCAUUGAAUUUCUUUUAGAUCCAAAACAAUGCACCCUUUUAAAGAUUCAAGGUCUUAUGACCAUAGGAUCCUUCUCUGAAUCCAUAUCUAACGACGAAAAUGAAGAUUUCAAAAGGCUUUUGACUUUGAAACAAAAAUUAGAUGAUAAAUACAAUCUUAAUUUAGAGCUUAGUAUGGGUAUGAGUAAUGAUUUUAAGGAAGCAAUCAAGCAAGGUAGCUCAAGCGUAAGAGUUGGCAGUUCCAUAUUCGGUGCUAGGCCAGCUAAGUAG